Molecule: messenger RNA, 1075 nt
Organism: Aspergillus nidulans FGSC A4
Lineage: Eukaryota; Fungi; Ascomycota; Eurotiomycetes; Eurotiales; Aspergillaceae
Exons: 4
Coding region: 1-1020 (339 amino acids)
Source: RefSeq, a predicted model, not a curated record
AUGGCCGCCAAUCUCGUCCAGAUCGGAGGUAGCUGCAGGGUCUGGCACGCUCUCGCACCUCGAAGCGAUCAGGAACGAGACAUUGGGGGCUCAUCAGUCAGAGGGUUCCAUAUAGAGAUUAUCGAUGCCACAACGCCUGAAGAAAUUGAUGCCAAAACUUAUCCCUAUAACUGGAAUUACGAUCACAGACCAGUUGAGUACGCGGCUCGACGUUCGCACCUCAACGUUAUGCAACGUAUCCUAAAAGAACGCCUCGCAAGUGCGAUCAUCAUGGAAGACGACGCAGAUUGGGAUGUAUCCAUCAAAUCUCAGCUUCAGAGCUUUGCGAUCGCCGUACGCGCUCUCCAAGGUGCGGCCGAUGAAACCACUGGAAGCUCAAGCUCACCCUACGGCGACGAUUGGGACAUCCUCUGGCUCGGGCACUGUGGUAUCGAGUGCAGCACCGACCGUCCAUACUACCUCACGCCCGCUGACCCUACGGUUCCGCCACCGGGCCAUUUUCUGCCUUACUGGCGCGACCCUCCACCACUAGCAAGACCAGACGAUGCCCGCAUGACAUGUCCCAUCACCGAUGGUGUCUGCUCCAUCGUCUACGCCGUGAGCUUUCGCGGUGCGCAGCGCAUACUUGCCGCCCUCUCAGUCAACCCCUCCGGACUUGCAGAGCAGAUCGACAUCGGCGCGCAGUUUGACGUCUCACUAGGCCGGAUGUGUGGCUCCGGAUACUUGCGCUGUUUUGCGCCGUACCCAUCUUUGACGGGCGGAUAUAAAUCUGCUGGUCCGGCGGCAAAGGGUUCUGAUAUCAAUGGGCCCGAUGAUGCAAUGGAGUCCUCCAACGAAGAGUUGAGGCAGGGGCCAUUCAGUCACGGGGUAAUGUACAGCACUAUGUUGAAUGUGAAUCAGCUCUUAGCUGGAAAGCAAAUGGUUCUCGCUACCUGGGAUGAUGUGCCAAUCAAGGAGAUUGAUCCAGCAGAGGUCGGUGUGCUAGAAGGAUCUGUACAGAUGCCGAAAAAUAGCCCUUGAAAAGAACGAGAUGUAUAUGACGUGUAUAUCAACAUUAUGACCGAUUUUAUCAUGA